AUGACCGAGUCUCCAGGGACAGUGACUUCUAGGACAAAGAUUGGGCCACUGGCUGAUGGUCCAGUUCUCUUAGGAGUAAAGGAGGGGUUAGUGUCUUUUGAGGAUGUUGCUGUGGACUUCACAUGGGAGGAGUGGCAGGACCUUGAUGAUGGUCAGAGGACUUUGUACAGGAGUGUGAUGCUGGAGACCUACAGCAACCUGGUGUCAUUGGGGUACUGCAUUACCAAACCUGAAGUGAUCUUCAAGUUGGAGCAAGAAGCAGAACAAUGGACAAUAGACUCCCAAAACCAGAGUCUACAAGGUCAGUAUGUCCUGGGCACUGAGGCUGGAAAGAGUAAGGGAAAAACCUUUCACAGGAAGUCACACCUCAGCAGGCAUCAGAGAAUUCACACAGGUGAGAAACCAUAUCAGUGUAGUGAAUGUGGAAAAACCUUUUAUGAGAAGUCACUCCUCAGUGAGCAUCAGAGAACUCACACUGGUGAGAAACCAUAUCAGUGUAGUGAAUGUGGAAAAACCUUUUAUGAGAAGUCAGAUCUCCGCAAGCAUCAGAGAAUUCACACAGGUGAAAAACCAUAUGAAUGUAGUGCAUGUGGAAAAACCUUUCACAGGAAGUCACACCUCAGCAGGCAUCAGAGAAUUCACACAGGUGAGAAACCAUAUCAGUGUAGUGAAUGUGGAAAAACCUUUCACAGGAAGUCACUCCUCAGUGAGCAUCAGAGAAUUCACACAGGCGAGAAACCAUAUGAAUGUAGUGCAUGUGGAAAAACCUUUCACAGGAAGUCACACCUCAGUGUGCAUCAGAGAAUUCACACAGGUGAGAAACCAUAUAAAUGUAGUGAAUGUGGAAAAACCUUUCACAGGAAGUCACUCCUCAGUGUGCAUCAGAGAAUUCACACUGGUGAGAAACCAUAUGAAUGUAGUCAAUGUGGAAAAACCUUUCACAGGAAGUCACUCCUCAGUGUGCAUCAGAGAAUUCACACAGGUGAGAAACCAUAUGAAUGUACUGCAUGUGGUAAAGCCUUUCACAGGAAGUCAGUCCUCAGCAGGCAUCAGAGAAUUCACACAGGUGAGAAACCAUAUCAGUGUAGUGAAUGUGGAAAAACCUUUUAUGAGAAGUCAGAUCUCCGCAAGCAUCAGAGAAUUCACACAGGUGAAAAACCAUAUGAAUGUAAAGAAUGUAGAAAAACUUACUCCAGUAAAUCAUGCCUCAUUGUACAUCAGAGAACUCACACAGGUGAGAAACCAUAUCAGUGUAGUGAAUGUGGAAAAACCUUUUAUGAGAAGUCAGAUCUCCGCAAGCAUCAGAGAAUUCACACAGGUGAAAAACCAUAUGAAUGUAAAGAAUGUAGAAAAACUUACUCCAGUAAAUCAUGCCUCAUUGUACAUCAGAGAACUCACACAGGUGAGAAACCAUAUGAGUGUAGUCAAUGUGGGAAAACCUUUCACAGAAAGUCAGACCUCACCAGACAUCAGAGAAUUCACACAGGUAAGAAACCAUAUGAAUGA
Molecule: messenger RNA, 1506 nt
Organism: Cynocephalus volans (Philippine flying lemur)
Lineage: Eukaryota; Metazoa; Chordata; Mammalia; Dermoptera; Cynocephalidae
Product: zinc finger protein 420-like
Exons: 6
Coding region: 1-1506 (501 amino acids)
Biological process (GO): regulation of DNA-templated transcription
Source: RefSeq, a predicted model, not a curated record